CCGUCGCGACAGUUUCGCGACAGUCGGUGAAAAAACAGCGAAGUGUCAAGGUGUCGGAAUAAUUCCCGAGUUCGUUGAGAAAAUCUUUUUUCUUUUCUCUCGUUGAAGAUUUACGUCGCGACAACUCGAUGAAGAAAUUUCUCAUACUCAUCGCGGGACUAUUCCUGCUAGCGGGAUUCGUUCGGGCCGAGGAUGAAGUCGACGAGGAUGUCGGUACCGUGGAGAACGAUCUCGGCGCCAGCCGCGAGGCAUCACGAACAGAUCAUGAAACAGUACAAAGAGAAGAAGAAGCGAUAAAGAUUGAUGGUUUAAAUACAGCUCAGAUAAAGGAAUUGAGGGAAAAGUCUGAGAAAUUUGCGUUUCAAACUGAGGUCAAUCGCAUGAUGAAACUCAUUAUCAAUUCUCUCUAUCGCAACAAGGAGAUCUAUCUCAGGGAAUUGAUCUCAAAUGCAUCUGAUGCUCUUGACAAAAUCAGGCUGUUGUCUCUUACCGAUAAAAAUGUUCUGGAUACAAACAAUGAAUUGGCUAUCAGAAUAAAAGCUGACAAGGAAAACAAAAUAUUGCAUAUAAUGGAUUCUGGUAUCGGCAUGACAAAGCAAGAUCUGGUGAACAACCUUGGAACCAUUGCAAAGUCUGGUACGGCAGAAUUCUUGGGAAAAAUGCAAGAUGUUUCAAGCUCUCAGGAUAUGAACGAUAUGAUUGGUCAGUUUGGUGUGGGCUUUUAUUCCGCAUAUUUGGUUGCGAAUGUCGUUGUUGUUACCACCAAGCACAAUGAUGACAAGCAAUACAUAUGGGAGUCUGACAGUAGUAAUUAUAGCAUUGUGGAAGAUCCGCGCGGAGAUACUUUAAAGAGAGGGACGACUAUUAGCUUACAUUUGAAGGAAGAAGCAUCGGACUUCCUAGAACCAGAUACGAUAAGGAACUUGGUGAAGAAAUACUCGCAGUUCAUCAAUUUCCCUAUAUACUUGUGGAAUAGCAAAGUCAUGCAGGUCGACGCGGAAGAUGUGGAGGAGGAUAAAUCCAAAGAGGAUGAUGCUAUCGAAGACAAGACCGACGAAGAUGACGCAAAGGUGGAGGAAGAUACGGAUGAGAAGAAGCCCAAAAAAGUGGAAAAGACUGUAUGGGACUGGGAAUUGUUGAACGACUCGAAGCCAAUCUGGACGUUGAAACCAAGCGAGGUCGAAGAGAAAGAAUACAACGAGUUUUAUAAGACGCUCACCAAGGACAAUCAGGAACCUCUGGCAAAGAUACACUUUGUCGCGGAGGGCGAGGUCACAUUCAAAUCCGUUCUAUUCAUCCCGAAGGUCCAACCAAGCGACAGCUUCAAUCGUUACGGCACCAAGUCCGAUAACAUCAAGCUAUACGUCAGACGUGUCUUCAUCACUGACAAAUUCACCGACAUGAUGCCGAAUUACUUGUCCUUCAUUCGUGGUAUUGUGGAUAGCGACGAUCUACCGCUUAAUGUUUCGCGUGAGAAUCUUCAACAACAUAAGUUGAUCAAGGUCAUCAAGAAAAAACUCAUCAGGAAAGUGUUGGACAUGAUUAAAAAGCUCGACAAAGAGGAUUUCCAGAAAUUCUGGAAAGAGUACAGCACGAACAUCAAGCUGGGCGUGAUCGAGGACGCGCAGAAUCGCGCGAGACUGUCCAAACUUCUGCAGUUCCAAUCGUCCACGCAGAAAGAGUUGACUUUCCUAGCCGAUUAUGUAUCCCGCAUGAAGCCCAAUCAGCAAUACAUCUAUUAUGUCGCCGGGGCAUCUGAGGAAGAGGUGCAGAAAUCGCCGUUUGUCGAGCGACUGAGCAAAAAGGGCUACGAGGUAUUGUAUCUGACCGAGGCGGUGGACGAGUACGCGAUUUCGGGCUUGCCCGAGUUUGAAGGUAAGAAGUUCCAAAACGUGGCGAAGGAGGGAUUCACGCUCGACGAGGGCGAAAAGGCAAAAGAACGAAUGGAGCAGCUUAAAACAACGUUUGAACCCUUGACCAAGUGGCUGACCGACCUUCUAAAGGAUCAUUACGUCAACAUAGUGCAAGUAUCUGAGCGUCUAACUGACUCGCCCUGCGUCCUGGUCGCUAGCAUGUUUGGCUGGACCGGUAAUAUGGAGCGACUGGCUAUCUCGAACGCACAUCAGAAAGCUGACGAUCCACAGAAGGCCUACUACCUGAACCAGAAGAAGACUCUGGAAAUCAACCCGAGGCAUCCACUCAUCAGAGAACUGUUGCGCCGAAUCGAGGUUGACAUAUCCGAUCUGACGGCGAAAGACACCGCGAUGAUGAUGUUCCGUACAGCAACCUUGCGAUCGGGCUACAUGCUACGGGAUACCGUCAGCUUCGCGGAUAGCGUGGAGCAGCUGAUGAGAAAGAGCCUUGGCAUCUCCCUCGACGAAGUACCUGAAGAGGAAGAGGCGCAGGAGGAAGAAACGGCGAGCAACGACGCCGAGAAGUCGGACAACAUCGAUGCCGAUGAUGAGAAAAACGAAUUGCACGAAGAAUUGUAAUAAUAAGAGAGCGCUACAUAUGAAAGCGAUAUUUGAAAGACUUAAUAUUUUAGAAACGUAGCUAUACAAUGUAUAGUUACCCCAAGUUUCCUCGAGGAUGCGACCUCUUUCGCGUCGCCAGUCUAUAAACAAUUUAGAUAUAUACAACAUUUGAUAAGUAUGUUAAUUCAAUCUGGUAUCCUGGAAAAUUUCCGUAGCUAUCAUCGUUGUCAAAAUGUGCAAGAGACGUAAUGUAUCAAAAAUUUUUUUUUUUUUUUUGUACAAAACGCCGUUAAUCGCGAUAUACAUACUUUUUUGUUUUUGUUGAAUCAUAUCUCUGUCAUCGAUAUCAACGAAAAAUUGUAUAUUUUAAAGUGGUUUAAUUUAUUACUUUCAUUUGAUCUUCCAUACAUAAACUUUUAAAGUAACGUGAAAAGAGCACUGACUGAGCGUUACUGACGUAUGGUAUGUUUGUGAUGUAUGUGUGAAUGUAUUUGUACAUGAGAUAUUAUGCAAAUUAUAUUAAAAUGAUAUAUAUCUAUAUACUAUAUUGAUGCGACAUCACAGUUUGUAUAUCAUAUCCAUCUUCAAAUCCUGAGAUAAGGAUAAAGAUCUUGAGAAUGAUCAGUGAAAGACAAAUGUUAUUCGUUAACAUUUACGAUUUAACAAUUACAAGUUCGCAAAUAGUGCAAGAAAAGAUAGCAUUAAAUGCACACUAACGAGAAGUAAAACAUGCCAAUUAUUUACAUGUUUAAAAGAAUGAAAGAAAUAAUAAAACUUUUUCUAUGCAUUAUUA
Molecule: messenger RNA, 3267 nt
Organism: Formica exsecta
Lineage: Eukaryota; Metazoa; Arthropoda; Insecta; Hymenoptera; Formicidae
Gene: Gp93
Product: endoplasmin
Exons: 4
Coding region: 129-2492 (787 amino acids)
Biological process (GO): protein folding
Molecular function (GO): ATP-dependent protein folding chaperone; ATP hydrolysis activity; ATP binding
Source: RefSeq, a predicted model, not a curated record